AUGGCCAAGGACGUCGUACCAUCUGUACACGCGCUCGAUAGACCCGAGAAGCUGCAAGAUCUCCUCAAAGAGGACCGCGGAGACGACUGUCUGCCCUGCAAGAUCGUUGGUGGCGGCGCGUUUCUAGGCCUGGCUGCAUACAGCUACAUCUCCGGGCAGUCCCAACUCGAGCAACAGAGGGCCAAGAUCCUGGCCAGCGGCUCACGGUUCGGCAUGCGCAGCAGGAGUUUCGGCAUCACGGCCAUCUCGCUCGGCCUUGCCUGGCUGGGUAUCUGGCGGCUGGUCAAAUGA
Parathielavia appendiculata is the source of this 291-nucleotide messenger RNA. RefSeq lists its product as uncharacterized. The transcript has 2 exons. NCBI's taxonomy places the organism in Eukaryota, Fungi, Ascomycota, Sordariomycetes, Sordariales, Chaetomiaceae. The record is from RefSeq and is a predicted model, not a curated record. Bases 1 to 291 code for a protein of 96 amino acids.